AUGUCAAUCAGCCCAAAGGAAGUGGACGCAGUCGUUGUCGGUGGAGGAUUUGGCGGCAUACGCCUGGUCAGCCUUCUCCAGGACCGACUUCAGUUUCAAAAUGUCGUCGAAUCGAGAAAGUAUCCUGGCGCUCAGACUGAUACCGAGAGCUGGGUCUAUCGCUUCUCCGAUGACCGUGAUCCCCCUAGAUGGGACACGCGAUAUCUGAAAGCCGAGGAUCUCCAGGAGCAGAUCAUUGAUACGGCCAAGAAGUCCAACGUCUUGAAGAGCUACAACUUCGAGAACGAAGUCGUCUCGGCACACUACGGCGCGAGGAGCAACCGCUGGCUCGUUACAACCGACAAAGGACUGCAGUUUUCUGCGACCUAUUUUCUCACCGCUCUUGGGAUUCUCACUAAUCCCUACAUCCCGGAUUUCCCCGCGCUGGACUCCUUUAAGGGCCUCUCCUUUCACUCUGCUAGGUGGCCCAAAGGUCUCGACGUCACGGGAAAGCGUGUCGCCGUGAUUGGCACUGGACCGUCGGGAAGCCAGAUUACCGGAAGUAUCCAUCACCUCGUGAAGCAUAUUACAGUCUUCCAGCAGCGAGCACAAUACAUCGUCCCUGUCAAUGAUCGACCGGUGACCGAGGACGAGAAGAAGGAGAUCUAUGAGAACUACGAUAAGAUCUGGGACACCGUGUUGAACUCGCUUUUUGCCAUGGGCUUUGUUGAGAGUAAGAAAUCGGCGCUGGAAGUGUCAGAGGAAGAGCGCAAGGAGGUGUAUGAACGCAUCUGGAACAAAGGAGGCGGCUUCCGUUUCUUCUUCGAGACCUUCAACGACCUUGGAACAAAUGUGGAUGCGAACGAGACUGCCGCGGCGUUUGUUCGAGAAAAAAUUGCUCAGAUCGUCAAAGACCCCGAGACGGCAAAGCUACUCCAGCCCAAGGGGCAUUACGGCGGGCGCCCCCUUUGCACGCAAGGGUAUUAUGAAGCGUUCAACGAACCUAACGUCUCCCUUAUUGACAUCUCUAACAAUCCCAUCGCCAAAAUCACCCCUACUGGGUUGGAAUUGCGAGACGGCAAGACCUUCGAAUUCGACAUCAUUGUGUAUGCGACUGGCUUCGACGGAGUCGACGGCGCCUAUCACAACAUUGACAUCACGGGACGCAACGGACUCAAGCUGGCAGAAGCGUGGAAAGGGGGAGCCAAUGCUCUGUAUGGCGUCAGCGUGUCCGAGUUCCCCAACUUCUUCACCGUAACAGGACCUGGGGGACCCUUCGCGAACAUGCUCCCAUCAAUCGAGCUGCAGGGGAAUUUCAUCAUCAAGCUCAUACAAGAAGCAAACAAGAGAGGGGAUAAGACUGUCGAGGCGGACGCCAAAGCCCAGGCGGAGUGGGCUCAAACCGUGCAGCAGAUCUCCAAGGCGACCGUCUUUGACAAAGUCAAAUCAUGGAUCCAGAACGAUAACGUCGAAGGCAAGAAGAAAUACAGCGCCUUCUUCCUGGCCGGUCUGCAGAAUUAUAUUGCCAAAUUGGCCGACGAGACCGAGGCGAAGUAUCCAUCGUUUGUGUUUGCGAAGUGA
Molecule: messenger RNA, 1560 nt
Organism: Fonsecaea multimorphosa CBS 102226
Lineage: Eukaryota; Fungi; Ascomycota; Eurotiomycetes; Chaetothyriales; Herpotrichiellaceae
Exons: 2
Coding region: 1-1560 (519 amino acids)
Molecular function (GO): NADP binding; N,N-dimethylaniline monooxygenase activity; flavin adenine dinucleotide binding
Source: RefSeq, a predicted model, not a curated record